Molecule: messenger RNA, 453 nt
Organism: Aspergillus wentii DTO 134E9
Lineage: Eukaryota; Fungi; Ascomycota; Eurotiomycetes; Eurotiales; Aspergillaceae
Product: nuclear transport factor 2 family protein
Exons: 1
Coding region: 1-453 (150 amino acids)
Source: RefSeq, a predicted model, not a curated record
AUGACAACCGCUCUUCCUUCCCUCUCCUCCCGCGAGGCGAUUGCCGAUGCCCUUCACCGCGCCGUACUCGCAUUCGAUACAGCCGACUCCGCGCUUCUCGAGUCCUCCCUUGUGCCUGAUGCUGUUUUCGAUCUGGACGGGUACCUGAUGAAUGGUCUGGAUGAGAUUUCUCGUCAGUGCUACGACAAGAUCUCGAAAUUGGACACGACGCACUUCGUCAGCAAUGUCCGGAUCAACGUCGUGGACGGGGCGCCUGUGGCAUCGAUGACGGCUUCGGUGCUUUCACAGCAUUAUCGACCCGGUACUGGGAAGGUACCGGGUGCGGAAUAUUACAUGGCUGGCUCCCUGUAUUCCAUCGAUGUGGUAAGGGACGAUAGCGAGGGAUUGUGGAAGAUCAAGCGCUGGAACAUGAAGAUCAUCUGGACGAUGGGAGAGGCUAGUGUGAUUGAGUGA